UGCCACUCGCUUGCUACUCUUCAAUUCAGUAAGAAUAAGAUACAGAUUGAGUGAGUGGAGUGGCCAGUGUUUGAGUUUGAUAAGUUCCAUCAACCGUCAAAUCACUACAAUAGAUUUUAUUAUUCAAUACUCACUAAAAAAGUUUACAACUAGCUCGGGACUAUUCAGUCGUUCAGUGUCUGUGUUGAAGUGUUUAUGUCUUUCCAGAUUAGAUUUGGUUUCUUUUGCUAGGUAGUCGAUGGGCUUGAUUGAAGAUGAACUUGAAGAAGUCCGUAAACUCUGUGAACAUCUCAUUGCUGGCAGUAGACUCAUUUCUUGUGUUCGAUCUAUGGUUCGUGUCGAAAUAAAAAGAACUCAAUUCAAACAGCUGGUUAUCUGCAUCCAAUUCCCUGAGGACUACCCAGCAUCACCUCUCCUGAUUGAGUUGAAGUCAAAAACAUUGGUGGAUCAGCUGUUAGCGAAAGUUACAACUGUUUGUGAAGAGGAAGCAAAAAAAUACUUGGGAAAACCACAGAUUUUAAAGGUUCUCAAACUUCUAAGAAAUUUUAUUGAUGAGAAUCCUUUGUCCUGUUGCUACAAUGAGGUCCUUGCCUUAAAGAAGCAGUUACAGGGUGAUCUGGACGAACUGAAAGUUCGUCAGAAAACAUCUUCUCUCAUCUUAAGAGUUCAACAGGGAAAUUACUAUUUAAGAGCAAAAAUAUUAGUGCCUGACGACUACCCUCUUAAAAACGUUGGGUUGGAGGAUGUGGACACAAACUUCCCACCGUUGUUUGAACGUUUCUUCAUCGCUCAAGCUAAAGAGAUUUCAAGACAGUGUAUUGAGCCACCGCUGCAGAGGAAGCCGUCAGACGCCUUCAGUCCAAAACCGUCUGUGUUGCCCACGGUCAGUUUCCUCAUUGAGGCAUGUCUCCCUCCAGAUCCACAGAAUGUGGAAAAAAACGAAUCAGCAGACAUGCACGUGGAGAGAGUAUACUGUGGCCAUUUGUUUCAUCUGCAAUGCCUCAUCACCUACAUGAAGACCCCUCCGUUCAAAGGUGGGAAGAAGUGUCCACUCUGCAACAAACAGAUAUUCCAUGACAAGUGGAAGGUGAGUGAGAGGUUGGCCGAGGUCAGGUGGGCUCAUCAGCAGGCUCGGGAGAGAGAGCUGCAAGAGGUCUCGGAGUUUUUUUGA
This is a messenger RNA of Homalodisca vitripennis (glassy-winged sharpshooter), 1171 nucleotides long. RefSeq lists its product as uncharacterized. Bases 239 to 1171 code for a protein of 310 amino acids. Gene Ontology annotation, molecular function: metal ion binding; protein binding. The transcript has 8 exons. NCBI's taxonomy places the organism in Eukaryota, Metazoa, Arthropoda, Insecta, Hemiptera, Cicadellidae. The record is from RefSeq and is a predicted model, not a curated record.